Messenger RNA from Drosophila willistoni, 1167 nucleotides. RefSeq names its product lipase 3. The record is from RefSeq and is a predicted model, not a curated record. The transcript is spliced from 3 exons. Gene Ontology annotation, molecular function: hydrolase activity, acting on ester bonds. Lineage: Eukaryota; Metazoa; Arthropoda; Insecta; Diptera; Drosophilidae. The coding region runs from base 1 to 1167 and encodes 388 amino acids.
AUGAUGGGAGCCUUUCAAGUGGGCAUCGUUUUAACCAUUUUGGGCCUAGCCCUGGCCGGAGAGAGGCCAAUAUCGGAUUGUGCGGAGCGUAUUGUCGAUGAUGGCUAUGCGGUGGAAACGCAUCAAGUUACCACCACUGAUAACUAUAUUCUGACCAUGCAUCGCAUACCGCCGAAAGAGAGUGGUGCACCUGUGGUAUUGCUAUUUCAUGGCAUGCUUAGCUCAUCCUCGGAUUGGGUGCUAAUGGGACCAGGAAAGGCUUUGGCAUACAUUCUAUCCGAUGCUGGCUACGACGUUUGGAUGGGCAAUGCCCGUGGCAAUACCUAUUCCAAGGCCCAUAAGUACUGGCCAACAUAUUGGCAAAUAUUCUGGAAUUUCAGUUGGAACGAGAUUGGCAUCUACGAUGUGCCAGCCACAAUUGACUAUAUAUUGGAGCAUACCGGCCAAAAACAAUUGCAAUAUGUGGGCCACUCACAAGGCACCACUGUCUAUUUGGUAAUGAUGUCAGAGAAGCCAGAAUAUAAUGACAAAAUCAAGUCCGCCCAUUUGCUGGGACCUGCCGCUUACAUGGGAAACAUGAAGAGUCCCUUAACACGUGCCUUUGCCCCGAUUCUGGGACAACCCAAUGCCAUGGUUGAGUUGGUCGGUUCAAUGGAGUUUAUGCCGAGCAAUCAGUUUAAACAGGAUUUGGGCAUUGAAAUGUGCCAGGCUACCUCACCCUAUGCCGACAUGUGUGCCAAUGAGAUCUUCCUGAUCGGAGGCUACGAUUCCGAGCAAUUGGACUAUGAGCUAUUGGAGCAUAUUAAGGCAACUUCUCCAGCUGGAGCUUCGGUUAAUCAAAAUCUGCAUUUCUGUCAAGAGUUUAAUUCGAAAAAAUUCCGUAAAUUUGACUAUUCGGUCAUCCGUAAUCCCUAUGAAUACGGCAGCUACACCCCACCCAACUACAAGCUAAAGAACGCCAAGGCACCUGUCCUGCUGUAUUAUGGAGCCAAUGAUUGGAUGUGCGAUAUAAGUGAUGUGAGACAACUCCGUGAUGAGCUACCCAACAUGGCCUUGGACUAUCUAGUGCCGUUUGAGAAAUGGGCCCAUUUGGAUUUCAUUUGGGGUACCGAGGCCAAGAAAUACGUAUACGACGAAGUUUUGAAGCAGAUGUUAUCAUAUGAAUAA